AUGAGGAACCAGGACCUGGUGGUGAAGGAAGACGAGGACAAGGAUGAGAGAGCUCAAUUUGAGGCCCUGUACCAGGAGCAGUAUCAUCUCGGUGAAGGAGGAUGUGGAAGCGUGUUUGCUGGCUACCGAAAAUCUGAUAAUUUGCAAGUUGCCAUCAAACACAUUCCUAAAGACAGCACGUGCUACAAAGAGAUGGAAAAGAACAAGCUGCAGCUGCCUACAGAGGUGUUCAUCAUGUUAAAGCUUCAUAAUGUCAAAGCAUCUGGAUCGGUAGGGUCAUCUGCUCCCAUCGGCCUAGUGGACUGGUUCGAUCUGAACCAGGAGUUGAUCCUGAUUCUAGAGAGGCCAGUCCCCUCCAAAGACCUGCUCAUGUACGUCUGGGACAACGGAGCUUCGCCGGAGGAAGAUGAGGCAAAGAUCAUCCUUAAACAGCUGAUCGAUGCCGCCAUCCACCUGGAGAACACGAACAUCUUCCACCGAGACAUCAAGAUGGAAAACAUCUUACUCGAGACCGGCUCUGGCGUCCCACGUCUCCGUCUGAUUGACUUUGGUUUGAGUUGUGUUGUGACGGAGAGCUCCUGCUACCAGGUCUUCUACGGAACACCUCAACACAUCCCACCGGAGUGGUACAGCACAAACACCUACACGGCUGGUCCCACCACGGUGUGGCAGAUCGGGGUCGUGCUCUUCGACAUGCUGCACAGACCCACCCGAUUCGACACCACCAGGUUCCUCGACAACAAGCUGACAGUCAGCAGGAGCUUGUCUGAAGAUUGUAAGGACCUCCUGCAAAAAUGCUUCACUGAGAACCCUGAGCAGCGGCCGACGCUGAAGGAGCUCCGCUCCGACGGCGCACCGCGGUGCAACAAUCCAGCGCACCGGGCGCUGCAGUCCGGGUUGGGAGCGGGAGGGCGGGGUGAGGAAGAGGAGGAGGAGGAGGCUGGAGGAUUUCAGGACUCGCCGCUGAUGCUUGUUUUCGCUCCGAGCUCUCAGCACUCAGUCCGUCCGUCCAUCCUUCACUCCGAGCGGGACUCUGCUGCUCUUCUGUCGGCCUCCAGCAUCAACACGCACGACGCCGUGUGUCCGUGGCGGGGGGAUGCGUGUAGCUGCUGGCCGGGCUGCGGGCUGCGGGCUGCGUGUUUCCGGUGUGACUGUCCGUGUGCACCACCUGUGCGGGUGUUGUGGAGCCGCGGCGGGCUGAUGGCGCUCAGGCAGGCCGGGCAGGAGGCUCCUCUCCCGGCGGGCUCUGAUCGUCCGUCGCGCUGA
Messenger RNA from Amphiprion ocellaris (clown anemonefish), 1266 nucleotides. RefSeq names its product serine/threonine-protein kinase pim-1-like. Bases 1 to 1266 code for a protein of 421 amino acids. Gene Ontology annotation, cellular component: cytoplasm. The transcript is spliced from 9 exons. Gene Ontology annotation, biological process: negative regulation of apoptotic process; regulation of mitotic cell cycle; protein autophosphorylation. Gene Ontology annotation, molecular function: ATP binding; protein serine/threonine kinase activity. Lineage: Eukaryota; Metazoa; Chordata; Actinopteri; Pomacentridae. The record is from RefSeq and is a predicted model, not a curated record.